AUGAGUGGUAGAGGAGCAUCUUCGAAAGCUUAUGAUAUGAUAAUGAAGUUGUUGUUGGUAGGUGAUUCCGGGGUUGGGAAGUCAUGUUUGUUGUUGAGAUUUGUUGAGGACAAAUUUAACCCAUCCUUCAUCACGACCAUUGGUAUUGACUUCAAGAUUAGAACGAUUGAAAGCAAGGGAAAGAAAAUCAAGUUACAAGUAUGGGAUACCGCAGGCCAGGAGAGAUUUAGGACUAUUACCACUGCCUACUAUAGAGGUGCAAUGGGUAUUGUUAUAAUCUACGAUGUCACUGAUUCUAGAAGUUUUGAAAAUGUUGAGAAUUGGUUCCAAACAGUAUCGCAACAUGCGAACGAGGAUGCCCAAAUCUUCUUGGUUGGUAAUAAAUGUGAUGACGAUGUCAGCAGACAGGUGAGUAAAGAGCAAGGUGAAGAGUUGGCAUCUAAGUUGCACGUGCCAUUCUUGGAAGCGUCGGCAAAGAGUAACGAAAACGUGGAUGCGAUUUUCUACGAGUUGGCAGGAAUUAUCCAGGAAAAACAUGUUGAUGAUAAUGCGGGAGCUGCCACUGGUGGUGGUGCAGGUGGCAUUGAUGUUUCACAAGGAAACUCUGGUGUCAAGAACAAUUGUUGUUGA
Molecule: messenger RNA, 630 nt
Organism: Lodderomyces margitis
Lineage: Eukaryota; Fungi; Ascomycota; Pichiomycetes; Serinales; Debaryomycetaceae
Gene: SEC4
Product: Rab family GTPase
Exons: 1
Coding region: 1-630 (209 amino acids)
Biological process (GO): protein localization to plasma membrane; regulation of exocytosis; protein secretion
Cellular component (GO): plasma membrane; endosome
Molecular function (GO): GTPase activity; GTP binding
Source: RefSeq, a predicted model, not a curated record